Molecule: messenger RNA, 788 nt
Organism: Asterias rubens (European starfish)
Lineage: Eukaryota; Metazoa; Echinodermata; Asteroidea; Forcipulatida; Asteriidae
Product: cystatin-A-like
Exons: 4
Coding region: 266-568 (100 amino acids)
Cellular component (GO): cytosol
Molecular function (GO): cysteine-type endopeptidase inhibitor activity
Source: RefSeq, a predicted model, not a curated record
CUGUAAACAAGUGUGUCACCUGAUUCCUUGACGUUCAUCAUGUGACUAAAUAUAGGCUACAGUUGUUGUAUUUUUGUAGUAAAACAUUCGAAAUCAUACGAUGAGCAAAGGCGUACUUUACAACAAUGCAUUCCUGAUAAAUCUACCUCCUACUUCAGUUUUCAGAUAACAUUUUGUCAGACCAGAGCAUUCUUCAUAGCAAGGAUCUAAAAUUCUAAGCAAAGCACACAGUGUGAAAAGUGAGUUUGGAUACACAAGGCAUAGUAUGGCUAGUCAGGGGAAAAUGGUUGGAGGAAUGGGUGCUAUUAAUCCAGCUACUGAAGAAGUACAGGGCUACAUUGAUGAGGUAAAACUUAAGGUAGAGGAAGCAGUUAAGAGAACUCUUGACACCUACACAGCCACUGUUUACAGUACUCAACUUGUUAAUGGAACCAACUAUUUUGUUAAGGUUGAUGUUGGAGGCAAUAAGUUUGUCCAUGUACGCCUUCACAGGACGUUCGGUGGUGAAGUAACAUUUACAAGCUGUCAGGAUGACAAGACUAAAGAUGAUGAGUUGACGUACUUUUGAAGCCUGGGUCUAGUAGGAUACAGCGAUCACCUGCAUCACUCUAAGAACUUGUCUUUGAACAAUAAUCCCUCACAAAAUUAAACAUCAAAUAUGCCAUUUGUGUGUUACAUUUGAAUAAUAUCCGCUGGUAAAAUGACGUGCUUCAUCACAAGUUACCACUUAAAUUUGAAUUCCUCAGACUAACGAGACAGUUGCUAUGUCACAUGAUUAGGGGCAAGCU